GACGCGUCGCCGCCAGGCACCCGCCAGAAACACCAGUGUGCUGGGGGGAGGAGGGGGGCGUGCUUGCGAGUCUAGGGCUUUGGUUUUUUUACGGCUCCCCCCUCCCCUCAGCACUCCAUGCCGGGUCUCUAGUUCCAGCUCGCCUCAGCUCGCUCGCGCGGCGGGAGAGUUGGCGCAAACCUCGCCGCAGCCGCAGCCUCCUCGCGCGCCUCUUCUUCCCCUGCGCCCUCCGCUCCCGCUAUGGGACUAACGUGGGGCUCCUAAGAGUUGCCCACUCUCAGCUGCGCGCUCUCCAGCUAAAGUCACGGCAGGCGGACUAUGGCUUAGGACGCCCGAGGGGUUAGUCUAGAGGUCGGGAAGAAGAAAAGACGGCUAACUGGGGGAAAAAAGAGAAAACGAAAGAAAAGCCAAACGAUGAGUUUCCACAAGGAGGACGGAGUGAACGGUCUGUGCCAGAAGGCGCUGCACAUCGUCACCGAGCUGUGCUUCGCGGGCCAGGUGGAAUGGGAGAAGUGCUUGGGCAUCUUCCCUCGGGACAGGGGCAGCCAGGGCGGAGGCAGCACAGAUAUUUCGGUCAGCCUGUUAGCAGUCGUUGUCAGCUUUUGUGGACUGGCCUUGUUGGUUGUCUCACUUUUUGUCUUCUGGAAGCUGUGUUGGCCAUGCUGGAAAAGCAAACCUGUGACUUCCAACGUCACUACCCUUCCACAGAGCAUUUCAAGUGCUCCUACUGAAGUUUUUGAGACUGAAGAGAAAAAAGAAAUUAAGGAAAAUGAAAAGCCAGCCGUAAAAGCUAUUGAGCCUGCAAUAAAAAUCAGCCACACUUCCCCUGACAUCCCAGCAGAAGUCCAAACUGCUUUAAAAGAACAUUUAAUUAAACAUGCACGUGUGCAAAGACAAAUUACUGAGCCUACGUCAUCAUCUCGCCACAAUUCCUUCCGAAGACACCUGCCGAGGCAAAUGCAGGUUUCCAGUGUUGAUUUUAGCAUGGGCACGGAACCUGUUUUACAAAGAGGAGAAACAACAACCAGCAUUGGGAGGAUAAAGCCAGAACUCUACAAACAGAGAUCAGUUGACUCUGAGGGCAACCAAAAAGAAGAUGUCAAAACCUGUGGGAAACUUAACUUUACCCUCCAGUAUGAUUAUGAAAAUGAACUUCUAGUUGUUAAAAUUAUCAAAGCCUUAGAUCUCCCUGCUAAAGACUUCACAGGAACUUCUGACCCUUAUGUGAAGAUGUAUCUUCUUCCAGACAGGAAAAAGAAAUUUCAGACCCGCGUGCACAGAAAGACUUUAAAUCCUCUAUUUGAUGAAACUUUUCAAUUUCCUGUAGCAUACGAUCAACUAAGCAACCGAAAACUACAUUUCAGUGUAUAUGAUUUUGACAGAUUUUCUAGACAUGAUAUGAUUGGGGAAGUGAUUCUUGAUAAUUUGUUUGAAGUCUCUGAUCUCUCCAGGGAAGCCACAGUAUGGAAAGAUAUUCAUUGUGCUACCACAGAAAGCGUAGACCUGGGUGAAAUCAUGUUUUCCCUUUGUUACUUGCCGACGGCAGGGCGUAUGACAUUGACAGUCAUUAAGUGCAGAAAUCUGAAGGCGAUGGAUAUUACUGGCUCAUCAGAUCCUUAUGUCAAAGUGUCCCUGAUGUGUGAAGGUCGAAGAUUAAAAAAGAGGAAAACAACUACAAAGAAAAACACUCUAAACCCUGUGUACAAUGAGGCCAUUAUUUUUGACAUCCCUCCAGAGAACGUGGACCAAGUCAGCCUCUCCAUUGCAGUCAUGGAUUACGAUAGGGUAGGACACAAUGAGGUCAUAGGAGUAUGCAGAACAGGACUGGAUGCUGAGGGUCUUGGGCGAGACCACUGGAAUGAAAUGCUGGCCUAUCAUCGAAAACCAAUAACACACUGGCACCCCUUGCUGGAGGGCUGCUCCAUGUACAUCUGUGUACCAUGCUCCGCCUACAUUCUAUGAGACAUCCAUGUUGCUUCAUGGUAGCAGAGAAGUUACCUGGCCGGGCGACCAGUUUUGAUAGUCAAGGAUCCUGCCCUUCUCCUAAACCACCUUCCACACCAUAAUGCCUCCAAAAUAAGACCAUGAUAUUAAGAACCUAGGAUCACGUGCUCAUUCAAUCAGAAAAAAAAAGUAGAAGGUUUGAUUUCCUCAUUUAAAAUAUAUCCAUAGUAAUCAACAAACUUGAUGUGCACUUUUUCAUUUACUUUUAUUGUCAAUUUUUUAACUUUGAACAUCAAUACAUUUUACUUGAAUACAUAUAGUCCUUAGUUGCAUAAGGCAUUUUAUCCUUUGCGUCAAAUGCCUGUUAGCACAGAGUGUUUUACUAUGUUGUAAUUCUUUACAUAAGCAAAGAAAUUUUUUUAAACAGUUCAUAUUUAUCUAAAAUUAAAUAUAGUUUAUGCUGCUAUUGUACAAAGUAGCAGAUGUCACAUAUGUAUGGGUUUGAUUUUGUUACACUGUGUUCAUUUCUAAUUGUGCAUGUGGUUCUAUAUAAACUUAAAAGGAGAUUUUGAACUUAACUUACACAACAAAUCCUUGCACAAUCAAAUUAAUGUUACUUAUCUGAUAAUACUUUCUUUCAUUCUCAGAAAAUUACUUUCUUGGUGAGGUUUGGCUCUGCUAAACUCAAAACUUUGUCUCUCAAGCUUGUUCUUUAAAACACACAGACAAAGCUGUAAAUUUAAAGAAUCAUUUUGAAUAUAAAUUUAAGAAGUAAUGCUUACUGGCUGAAAAACGGAGGCUGAGCCAUUGUGGCUACCAUUUUAUACUGUUUUACUGUAACGUUAGCUCAAAUAUCUGUUGCACUGUUUAACUGAUAUUUUUUAAAUUCUAAUAAUCUUCACCUCAAAUGUAGCAUUAGUAUUUCUAAGUGAACAGAAUCAGAAGUUCAUUUUUUAAGUGUUUGUAAGGUUCUCAAGUACUGUGACAUGUAUUUUUUGUGACUUGAAGCUAUCAUAUAGAUCCUGUAUUUCUGAUAGACUGUACUAACAGACACCAAAGGAACACCACCACUGUCUGUGUUCAUCAUCGUUUAGAUUGUGCACAGUAAUGGUGACUCUUAAACCCAGUCAGAAGCUAAUCAUUGGAAUUGGGUAGUUUCAUAAAGAAAAGAUGAUUUAUUUUCAGCAAAAUAUAGAAAUAUACCAUAAAUAUUAAUAAUACACCUUCAACGCUUAAUAAUAAUAAACACAUUAAUUCUAAAGGCCCAGGCCUCCAGUCCUUGCAUGAAAGGCAUUUGCCUUCAUAAGGAUCAAGGUUCAGGCCACUACAUGUAAAAACUAUGCAAAUGUUUUUACAAAACAGAACUUUCUUUUAAAUCAGGUCAACAUAUUUUGUCCCAUUUUCAGGCCCUGUUGGAAAGUAUCUAUACUAAAUUACCGCAACCUUACUUUUGAGAUGUGUGGUGUGGAUAGUAUAUAUUUCAAGCUUAUUUCAAAAUUGGUGGUUUUUUUAAAAAAGGCAAGAAAAUAAAAACAUAUCUACCUGGAUGAGAAAAUUUUAUCAGCGGUUAUAAAAUUUUUAUUUUUGUAAAAUCCCAUUGUUUCUAAAUAUUAAAAAAAGUUUUAAAAGCAUUAACAUUUUGUUGACAUCUCUUGUAGUGAUGGCAUUACUAUUAAUUAAGAGGUAAAUAUUUUGCACAUUAACAUUUUAAAGGCAAACAUAGUUCUGCCUCAGAUUUUUCAAAAAUGCUUAUACCACCCUAAGGGAAAACAGGUACUCCUAGCUAACAUUUUCUCAUUUAAAAUAAUAGAAGAAAGCUGUUUGGAAACACUUGGCUACCUUGUCAAGCCUAAAAGGAUUAUUUGCUAUAGGUAAAAUGAAAGAUGACACUUGCAUUUUGAAAUUAUUUGUUUUAUUGGGAAAUAAAACUUUUCAAAUGGGAAGACAAAGUUAUACUAUUAAUAGAAUGACAUUUUUGGAGACAAUUGUUUUAUUACUAGAUAUAACUGAAGCUUAAAGUAAAUUAACAAUUACAUUUCCUAAGUGAGUAUAAUUCUUUUCACCCAAAAACAUAUUUGAAGGACUUUUUGUUGAUUCUUAGAAACUCGCUUUUCUUUACUUCCUAAGGAGAAAAAGCCAAUGCUUGUGAUGAAAAAAUGUGAACCCAUUGGCCAAUCAGAAGACUCUAAUAUGGGAAUUGUAGAUUAAAAUAAGUUUUUAAAAUAAUUUUUUAAAUGUUUCCUUGAAGUUAGAAUAAACUCAUCAUGCAAGGAUAUGUGUUAAUCCCGAGAAAGAGAUUAAGAAGAGGAAAUUCACCACAACUGACCUUUCAUGUAAUUCAGGAGGUAGGUUUAUGCUCAGAUUAAUAAGGCAUGAUUGUUAAAAACGACAGUUCAUAUUAUUAAAAUGUAAUCCUAACAUUUUUAAUACAACACACCCUCACUCUCUACAGCCCACACAUUCAUAUACACAUAACUUACCAUCUUUCUGCUUGUAAGUGAAGAUGAAAUAUUUUUAGUUUCAGUAUUUAAAAUAAGGUUGAUAUUACAAAUCUCCUCUCAUUUGUGUGGGACAUCACAUUUUAAUGACAGUACUGACACAUUAUGAAGUUGCAGUUCAGGUAUAUAAUGAAUAUCUAAUUUCAGGGACUUCUUCAGGGACUUACCAAAUAUAAGUCUAGGGAAAAAAAGAGUAAGGGUUGAUUCAUUAGCAUAACAACACUGAUAUUCUUUUUAGUUUUAGGGGAGGGAUGUGUUGUUGUUUUUACCUGAUUCACCAGGCAAUCACGGGGAUGAGGAAAUUGAAUAUGAAAAAAACAUUCAUGUUUGUGGAGUAUAUCUUUUCAUAAAACUCAAAACAUUGUUUUUUUCACACUGGUUUCCUAAUAAUAUUUUUCCCAACAAUUGUUUUUGUCAGGCCAACCCUGUGUUUCUGAUACUUCAUUUAACAUGUAAACAUUUCCAUAUUGAAUAUAUUCACAGUUCAGCAACAAAUAUCAUUAAGACUAGUGCUAGGGGAAUAAAGACAGGAAAGCAGAGCCAAGCACUCACUUUCUUAUGCAGUUUUGGGAAGUGUGUGCACGUUGUAGUUACUGCAGGGAGAUCACAACUGAUCAAUACUGACUCAGGUUUUUGAUAAAUAAAAGCAACUAUAUUUGAACCUAUUUGGUGGUGAUAGUUCAUUGACAUUCCCAACUGUGUUUAUUCUCCUCUGAUGUUUAUUAUUAUAAAUUUUUGCAACUCAGUAUAGAGGUAUCAAUCUCCUAAAGAAUUCAUUUAAUGAUUAAUUACUGCAAAAUUGAAAAAGCCAAACUUCCAACCCUGUGGUCAACUUUCACUAUCCAUAAAACAAAAUAUACCUUAUUUGAGGAUCAGUUACCAAAAGAGCCAAAGACUAUUACAAAUAAAGGGACACGAAAUCUUAACAUUGAACAUGUGGUAAUUUCUUUAGCUCCUCAAAAAGAGUACUUGAAAUUAUUUAAGAAUGUAUAUUUUUAUAGAAUUUAGUCUGACUUUUUUUUUGCCACCUUAGUUGUAAUACCAGGUAAUUUAAUUGCCUGAUAAUAAAGAACACCUGGAGUUGUUAAGGAUUUGAGAGCGUCAUUUGACCUCUACUAAAUAAAAAGAAAAUGCAGAGUUUUCUUCACUUGUUUUUGAAGCUGCUCUGGUUGUUUUGAGGUACUCUACUUGAUCUAAAUUUUUAUAAACUUUAGGCUAAAAAUAUAUUGCUGUCAAUGAGACAUGAUUCAAAGAAUGAAAGUAAAAUAAUUACAUGACAGUUGAGAAAAGAAGCUAAAGCGUAUGGAAAUAUGAUAUUGAGA
Messenger RNA from Chlorocebus sabaeus (green monkey), 5764 nucleotides. RefSeq names its product synaptotagmin 10 (gene SYT10). Gene Ontology annotation, molecular function: calcium ion binding; phosphatidylserine binding; clathrin binding. Lineage: Eukaryota; Metazoa; Chordata; Mammalia; Primates; Cercopithecidae. Gene Ontology annotation, cellular component: exocytic vesicle; plasma membrane. The record is from RefSeq and is a predicted model, not a curated record. Gene Ontology annotation, biological process: calcium-ion regulated exocytosis.